Molecule: messenger RNA, 342 nt
Organism: Staurois parvus
Lineage: Eukaryota; Metazoa; Chordata; Amphibia; Anura; Ranidae
Source: the annotation of a GenBank genome assembly
ACAACUGCUAUGGCGGAACGCUCGGUGACAGCGGAGGGAUCUGAGGUGGGGACAACACAGAACCAUGGAGCCGAGCCUCUCCCUGGUCCUGGAGCCUUGACAGCGGCAGGAGCAGUAAAAUCAGGGCACCCAACUGCUCGUCGUGUAGCCAACCAAAUACCUGAUGAAAUCUCCCAGAAUCCUUUACUCCUGGAAGCCAUUUCUGUACUACCUCAAAACUAUAACUUUGAAAUUCCUAAGACAAUAUGGAGGAUUCAGCAAGCUGCAGCUAAAAGAGUUGCUUUACAGAUGCCGGAAGGGUUGCUGAUGUUUGCCUGCACUAUUUCUGAUAUCAUUGAAAGG